AUAAAAAGGCUUCCCCACGUCGCCAUUUCGAAAUAACGACCGAUAUUCUAGUAAUUUCACAUCACAAUCAGUCUAACUCACUUCGGAACCCUCUGGGCCAUGACGUGGCACGUCCACUUUCCUCCUCCGACAACCCGGUGAGCUGUUUCUUCGUCCUCCCUUCUUUCCACCACUUGAAAAUCACACAAGAGAGAAACCCCAAUUCCCUCUCAUUGCACCCAAAAUCCAAAACCCCCGACAUUUGAAAAAAUUCCGCCUCAAUCCCCUCCAUUUCCAUGAGCCUCACGUUCCCUCAGCAACCCUAGAAAGACAAGCGACAAAAUAAUGGCACGGCGCGAGACGAGCCCUCCGACGAGCUCGCGGUCCGUGACGGAGACCGAGAACGGCUCGCACAAGUUUGUGAUCCAGGGUUACUCAUUGGCCAAGGGGAUGGGGGUGGGGAAGCACAUCGCGAGUGACAAUUUCACGGUCGGAGGGUACCAGUGGGCGAUCUACUUCUACCCCGACGGCAAGAACCCCGAGGACAAUUCCGCGUAUGUGUCCGUCUUCAUCGCGCUCGCCAGCGAGGGCACCGAUGUCAGAGCCUUGUUCGAAUUGACGCUCGUGGACCAGAGCGGCAAAGGCAAGCACAAGGUCCAUAGCCAUUUCGAUCGCUCGCUCGAGAGCGGUCCCUACACGCUCAAGUAUCGCGGCAGCAUGUGGGGAUACAAGCGUUUUUUCAGACGAACUUUGCUUGAAAGCUCAGAUUACCUCAAGGAUGAUUGCUUGAAAAUCAAUUGUACCGUUGGAGUCGUGGUUUCAGCAAUUGAUUGUCCACGACUACACAGAAUUCGAGUCCCAGAAUCUGAUAUCGGAGCACAUUUUGGCAUGCUUUUGGAAAAUAUGGAAGGUUCAGAUGUUACUUUUGAUGUGGAGGGGGAAAAAUUUCAUGUUCAUAAGUUAGUACUGGCUGCUCGGUCCCCUUUAUUUCGAUCCAAAUUUUUCGAUGGGUUAGAGGAAGAUAAGCAGGAGAUUGUUGUAACAGAUCUUGAACCUAAGGUUUUUAAGGCCAUGCUGCAUUUUAUAUACAAAGAUUCCCUUACAGAAGAUGUGGAGUCUGUAUCAUCAAGCUCAUCUUGUCCAUCUCCAGUAUCUGAGACAUUGACGGCAAAGUUGUUAGCAGCAGCAGAUAGGUAUGGUUUGGAGAGGCUCAAAUUGAUGUGUGAGUCUCAUAUCUGCAAGGAUAUAGCAGUGAACUCUGUUGCUGAAAUUCUGGCCUUGGCCGACCGCUGUCAUGCCUCCGAAUUAAAAGCUGUUUGCCUGAGAUUCGCCUCUGAAAACCUUGCAGCUGUGAUGAGAUCAGAUGGCUUCCACUACCUGAAAGAAAAUUGCCCAUCGCUACAGUCGGAGAUCCUAAAGACGAUUGCUGGUUGUGAGGAGGAUUGCAGCAGCGGAGGUGGAAAAUCUCGGAGUGUCUGGGCCCAACUUUCAGAUGGUGGAGAUACAAAUGGGAGGAGAGUGAGGCAAAGAACCUGAUGCAGUGAUGCCUGAUUGUUGUUAUUGUAAAUGCAGGUGAUAAUGUCGAAAAAUUGCAAGACACUUUCUGGUACGUUUUCCAUGUAAAGUGGUGGCCUGAAAUCUGUAAUACUGUCAACAGUUUUCCAUCGAAAUCAGUAAAAAGAGUGUUUAGUUUAGCUUUA
Corylus avellana is the source of this 1679-nucleotide messenger RNA. RefSeq names its product BTB-POZ and MATH domain 5 (gene BPM5). Gene Ontology annotation, biological process: protein ubiquitination. Gene Ontology annotation, molecular function: protein binding. The record is from RefSeq and is a predicted model, not a curated record. NCBI's taxonomy places the organism in Eukaryota, Viridiplantae, Streptophyta, Magnoliopsida, Fagales, Betulaceae.